This is a messenger RNA of Arabis nemorensis, 456 nucleotides long. The record is from the annotation of a GenBank genome assembly. NCBI's taxonomy places the organism in Eukaryota, Viridiplantae, Streptophyta, Magnoliopsida, Brassicales, Brassicaceae.
AUGAAAAGCAUUUCUGUGGACUUGUAUGCCUGGCGGUUACUUAACCAUCCUGAUUCAGUUGUUAUGUUUGUCUUGGGAGACGUAUCCCGAGACUUGGCCUUUGUCAAUGAGCUUGCCGACUUGAGAAUGAGUAAUUUUAGAGUCCUUUUAUGCCAGCCUUCAAGUGCAAGAGGAUUGAUAUUUUCUCCUGUAACUAGAGCCUGGUAUUGGGACAGCCUAUCUUUAGGAGGACCCCCUAUUUCGGAUGAGGCACGCAGUCAGCCAUUGACGUGGAAAAACCUCUUGAUUAAUAUGUGUUUCAACCAGAGUUUAGUGAUGAUGAGCUUGAAGAACCAUUGGCUCCCAAAGAACCAUUGGAGCCCAAAGAACACUUACUUGGUGAGAGCUGAAAGAGCAGUGCCUGAUAGAGCAGUAACCAUGAUACUUAUUCCGAGGAGCAAUCACAAGUAUUGGUAG